AACAACCCUUACAAAAAAUCUCAGCUGUUUCCUAAAAAGACACACAGAUAUGGUAUUGUUCUGACUGUUACUGCUUUAUCCAUUUAUCAAAGGGGACGUUGCUUAGUCUGUUUCAUUUCAGUAAAUGUUCAGAGCUUUUCAGACUAUUUGUAGUACAAAGUGUAUCAUGAUGAGUAGAAUAAUCUCCCAAGAUAAAUGAAUUUAAAAGAUAAAGCAUGAUGCUUUAUGUAACUAUAAUCACACUCCAUUUAAUGGCUGGCUUUAGUGCUAUAAUUAUGUUCUUAUUUACAGAAGAGUCUACAGCUGUAGAGAAGACGAUAAGGCCUCUUAACAGACUGAAUAUUCAUUCUGCAUUCUGGAUUUUGGCAUCAAUAGCUGUGACAUACUACUUUGAUUUUUUAAAAAAUGUUAAAGAAACUAUGCAAGCAGAUAGCUGGUGGCUUUCCUGUGGCACUUGUUUAUUGGCUGCAUGUUUAUCUGUUGCCUUUUACUGCAUACUGUAUCUUGAGUGGUACUGUGGAAUUCAGGACUAUGAUGAACAGUACCCUGCACUGAUUCCGGUUGCAACAGCUACCUUUAUAGCAGCAGCAGUUUGUUUCAAUGUUGCCUUGUGGCCUGUCUGGUCAUUUUUUACACCUGUGUUGCUCUUCAUUCAGUUCAUGGGUGUUGUGAUGCUUGUGUCACUCCUGGGAUAAACUCUUCAGCUUCAUGUGAAGGAUUCGAGUAACUGUAAUCCUGCAAAGUGUAUGUCACUUUUGUUACAUUCCAGUACUUCUGUUGUUUCUAAUACUGCCUGUUUGCUCUAAUACAGUAAUUCUUAAUCUACUUGAUUUAUAAAUUGAUGGACAUAACCAUGUGAAAAAGCAACUAAUUAGUGAAUAAUUAGAAGAUAAAUAGGUUUUACAUCUCUUAGUAACAUGAGGCCUUUCAUUUUGUACAUCUUUGUAAAGCUUCUAUUUAUAUUUGAAUAUUAAGCUCAUGGGUAGUAAGUAAUAGCACCAUAGAAUAGUUAGUGUUGAAAGGGACCUUUAAAUAUUAUCUCUGGGGGCCUCAGAGGUCGUGUACUCAAACUUCCUGCUCAAAUCAUGUUGUUUGGUUUGUAAGCAAGUGAUACUUAAAUCAAGUGCUGUGGGGUUUUAAUACUAUAUUCUUUUCAUUUGAAUUGACAGGUAAAAUACUGUUAUCUGGAACCUGUGUUUGUACUUGUAAACUUACUUACAGGAGACAUCUCUUGAUCUGUUAAAUUUCUAAUGUUAUGUGUGUUACCAUGUAGGAACUACUUUAUUAUCUAAUGUCUUGAAUUCAGAUCUACUAGUGUUUAAAAAAAAGUAUGGAUAGGGGUAAGGGAAAGGUGGUUGACAUUUGGCAGUGCCAUCAAUUAAAUAAAUAAAUUCUACUUGUGCUCAUACAGUUUGUCCACAGUAAAAGGUGGAUGAUGAAGCUGUGAAUAACCAGCAAUGCUAUGAACAGUAUUAACACUACACAAGAAAUUUAGAGCACACAUUAAAUUCUUUUCAUGUAUGUUUUUCAGUAUUCAGGUUGUUUUUUCUUCUGUAAAUUAACUUUUCGUUCUUAGCAGUGCCUGUUAAUAAAGUUGCCAUUUUCCUUCCUCAGCAAUGAAGAGGCUGAUAUUAACUUAAAAGCUACUAGUUAUACUCAGUUGGGGAAAAAAGUAGCAUUUUAUUUUUAUUAGGUGUCUGUUCAUGUUGACUGACAUUCUUAACUACCUGAAGACCUGGGCACCAUCUAGUUGCUAGACCACUUUUUGUAGAUCCUUGUGUAAAUACUUUUUCACUCAUGCCUUUUGGAAAAUAGGAGAAUGUAGAAAUUGGGUAUUGAAACCUGUUAAAAUCUGCUCCUUGUGAGUGUUGCUUGAAGUCUGGACUGUCAAAAGAUACUGUGUUCUUCAUUCUGACUUCCAAAUUCACACCAUUGCUGAACACAUGGAAUAUUUAGUAAUGAAAGAGAUACAUAUCGUCUUUGGCAUUUACUGUUCCAUUAACAAAAAAGGUUGUGACCUAAUAUUAUGUAAUACAAAGGAUCAGACAAACCAAAACAAAGUGUAUUCAGCACUACUUGAAGUAGUUUGUAGGGUAAGUUAACAGCCUGAUUUGUUUAAAUGUAAUAUUUGAGUUUGCCAAAACCAGUCAUGCUUCACAUCUUUAAAGUGCAAGUUGCUUAUUUUCAGGUCUUAAUCUUUUAAGAGGUUUUAACAAUUUUAUGUCUGCAUACACAGGUACAUUUGAGUAACUUUAUUGUAAUAUUUAAAAUGCAGUAUUGCUCAGGGAUGGUUAUUAUAGCUGUAUUUUUAUUUAUCAGCUAUAUAAAUGCUCUAGGUGUUUUAAGUUGCCUUGUGAUCUGAAUUAAAAUUGCUAUUUGCUACAUGAUUUUUCAAAUUCAUUCUUCUGAACAUCUUAAUAAACUUUGUACAAAAGUGAUCAGCAGUUGUUCAGUAUUUAAUUGUUUAACUGUCUAAUUAUACUUUGCUGGAGACUUCCACGCCAUCUCAUUGGUUUUUCUAUAAAAUAGGCGUUCAUGUGGAUUUUAAAUACUGUACAUGACUCAGAGUGUUUUGGCUUUCAUGUCCCCUCAGAUGGGUUUACUGAAGGUGUAAUAACACUCUGUUCACCUCUGGAGAGCUGUUUGCCUUCUGACUGCUUUGAAGUCUUCCUGAGAAUCCCUGUAGAUAUGCUCAUUGUAUCAUUUGUG
Ficedula albicollis (Collared flycatcher) is the source of this 2709-nucleotide messenger RNA. RefSeq names its product transmembrane protein 128 (gene TMEM128). NCBI's taxonomy places the organism in Eukaryota, Metazoa, Chordata, Aves, Passeriformes, Muscicapidae. The record is from RefSeq and is a predicted model, not a curated record. Bases 216 to 695 code for a protein of 159 amino acids. The transcript has 4 exons.